Messenger RNA from Melitaea cinxia (Glanville fritillary), 3040 nucleotides. RefSeq names its product coiled-coil domain-containing protein 93 (gene fidipidine). The transcript has 11 exons. Lineage: Eukaryota; Metazoa; Arthropoda; Insecta; Lepidoptera; Nymphalidae. The coding region runs from base 319 to 2094 and encodes 591 amino acids. Gene Ontology annotation, biological process: Golgi to plasma membrane transport. The record is from RefSeq and is a predicted model, not a curated record.
AGUUUAUUCGAAUGAGUUCGAAUGUCUAUUUUUUAUUGAGGUGCAGAUUAAUACUUCCAUUAAGCAAAGAACUGAUUAAUACUUUAGACAAUGGAAAUUCGAUGAAUAUACUUAAAGAACUGCCUUAAUUUGACAUAAAACCUCAUCUUACAAGUUAUUGGAUGUUGUUUAUAGCUAUUUAUUAAGUUUGUGGCUUUAUGAUAAAAAAAAAAAAUUUCACUAAUAACUUAAGAAACGAAUUUAUUGAAAUCCUAUUUGGUGGAUGCUUUCUUAGUUUAAUUUAAUAUUAUUGUUAUCGCAAAUUUAUUUUAACUAAAAAUGUCUACAAAACAGAAAAAUAUAUUUACUCGAAGUAAACCGUUAUUGAACAUUUAUAGUGGCUUAGAUCAAGAAGGCAAAGAGGUAGAAGUACGUGAAGAUGCUGAGCAACUUGUGAAAUGGCACGAAAUAUCAGAUGCUCUCGUUGCUGCGGGAUAUUACAGAGCACAACUCCAAGGAUUAUCAGCAUUUGAUAAAAUUGUGGGAGGAUUAACUUGGUGCAUUGAACUGUGUGACAUUGAUAUGGAUAUCAGUUUGUUAUUUGAAGAGAAUCUCACUAUAGGCAAGAAAAUAGCUUUAACAGAAAAAAUUGUAAAGGUACUGCCAAGUAUGAAGUGCCCUUAUAUAAUUGAGCCUCAUCAAAUACAAGGUCUAGACUUUAUAAAUAUUUAUCCAUUAGUACAGUGGUUGAUUAAAUACUCAAGUGAAUUUAGAGAAGCCAAAGAGGAUGAACUGCGAAAAUUUGCAGUCUUGCAAUAUGAAAAAGAUCAUAUUUUUGAAGCGGAUCGUGCUUACUUCCUUCAAAAUGAAAAGUUGUUAAGAAACCUUCUUGCUGUGCAGAAUCUUUACAAGCCAUGUAGAGUAAGAAAGAGGAAAGGAGCUCUACCUGCUGAUGAAAUGGAACAAGUAAAUUCUGUCCUAUCUGAGUAUGACCAGCGUAUGUUGAUGCAUGUGUCUAACAAUCAAGAUGAAGCAAAACAAGAUGAGGGACUUGAUUUCCUGUAUGAUUAUGAGAAAUCUCUCGCUGAUCCUUCGGAAAUCACUACAGAAAUGGAAAGAUAUAUAAAUGAUAAAGAAUAUAGUGAGGACACCGCAAAUACUAAAGUUCAUUAUGUCGUAUUGCAUUCAGAGCUUACCGGCGAUGUGCCUAAAGAAUUGGAAGCUAGGGAAAAAGCUAAGUACUCUGAAGAUAUAGAAAAAUUGACUAAAGCCAUAGAUACAAUGGAAAAAGAGUUUGAGGUUGUAAGAAAAGACCAUGAAAAAAGAAUGGAGGAAGCAAAAGCUAAAUACUCUGAUGUAUUAAACAAAUUGAAGAAAUUAACUAAAAACUUAAUGAAAACAGACGACUAUAGUGACAAAAGUUUGAAAGAAUUCUAUAAAUCCCUAAAGGAUCUUGCAAAGGAAAGAAAUGAGUUGAUGACAUUAAUUCAAUACAGGGAAAAGGAACAUAAAAAGCUCGAAGAGACGCUAAGAGAAGCCAAAGAACCAACUAAAGAAAUUGAAGAAAGACCUCUUUCACCAGCGGAAUUAAAAGAGUUUCAAGAGCGGGAAAGGAAACUAAAAGACUUUAUAAGCAGCGUGCGAGUAGAACUAGGUCACUUGAAUAGACAAGUUCUGAGGUACACCGUGGCUAUAGACGAAGUGCCCGGCGCCGCUGAACUGCUGCAAUAUGAGAAGAGAUUCGUUGAACUGUACAAUCAAGUUGCGUCAAAACACAAAGAAACCAAACAGUAUUACAUAUUUUAUAAUACAUUAUAUGAAGUUAAACUUUAUACAUCGAAAGAAUUAAAUUUACUUAAUUCUGUUCUAGAUAAUUAUGACGAAGUCAUGUCAUCUGCGAGAAAACGAGAAGAAUUCAUGACGCAAUUCGAGUCUAUUGUUGAAUGGGUGAAUCAAACUGUUAAGAAAGUGGAACGGAAAUUUAAUUCUGAGAAGGAACAAAAGGCGGCGCUUCAUGCGGAAUAUUCUAGGUUAAUCGAAGUACAGAGGCAGUAUGCGAUGGCUUUGAAGAAAUUAGCUGCAGAGCGACAUAAAUUCGAGAGAAACGAUCACUGAUACAAUGCGUGGAUAAUUAAAAUGGUGAUACCGUAUCGUAAUGAAGCGCCUUGCUAUUUAAGUUUUACUUAUAAAUUAUCCCAGCUGCAAUAUUAUGGUAGUCUUGUACACGGUAGAAAUAAUUUUCUUGUAAAAAUUAAUAUAUUACUUAUUGUUAGUUGUAUGAAAGACCAAUGUAUUAUUUUUAAGGAAUAAAGUCGUCUUAAUUACUGACAUGCCUAGUCUUUUACCGCUAUUGCAGAUAUUAAGCAUUGCUUUCAUAAUUAAUCUGUAAUGUGUUGUAUCUAGAAGGUCCAAAUGUGUCAUAAAUAUAUAUCGUUUGUAAUAUUAUUGAAAUACAUUUCAACCUAAGUAUAUGCUCUAGUUAACGCUAGUUUUAGGCAAAGUAUCACAGUUACAUAUAAAGUUUUAUUUAUUUAUCUUACACUUAAGUUACUGAUAAAUUUGUCAGCUGGAAGUAUAAAAGGCUUUUAGGUUUUGUUUCACCUCUACUUGUAACUUACAACUUUUGGAUUCAUAGUUCGUAAAUAGUAUUAAGUAUUUGGCAAAUAGAUUGGUUUGACAAUGGGAAAUAAAAAUGCAUUAUAAACAUGUCUGUGGGAUACUGUUAUAUUUUAGACAGCUUUGUCAGCAAUUGGCAAAACAGGCCCUUAGCUCGGAACGAAAACUAGUAUAGUUUACAUACACAUAAUAUAUAGGAGAUUAGAAAUUUAGGCCAUUGGUUACUCGAAAGGUCGUUUUUAUAUGACAAAGAAAAAAUUACUAAAAUGCUUUUUUUUAUUUUUUACAAUUUCAAUAUAAUACCUAUAAUAUGUAACAUGAUUUGUUAAUAAAUCCAUUUCUAACAAUAUAGGUACUUUUUCCAUAUUGUAUUUAAAGACUGAUAUAUGUUUUGUAUUAUUUAUGCAUUUUUAUAUGAAAAUUUGAAAUAAAACAUACAUAUUCA